Messenger RNA from Phalaenopsis equestris, 1233 nucleotides. RefSeq lists its product as uncharacterized. The transcript has a single exon. Bases 337 to 1233 code for a protein of 298 amino acids. The record is from RefSeq and is a predicted model, not a curated record. NCBI's taxonomy places the organism in Eukaryota, Viridiplantae, Streptophyta, Magnoliopsida, Asparagales, Orchidaceae.
CGUAAACAAACGAACUUUAUAAGUUGGAUAUGUAAAUGCAUAGUCGUGGGGCGGCAUGUAUGUAAAUGUCCCCAUCUUUAUAAAUUCAACUUUUAAUAUGCAAGUAUUUGUCUCUUUUUCAUUGAGUUUGUUCUUUCUUGAACCAUUUCCCCUUCAAUUAAAUAUAGAGAUUAUUGCUAAGCCUGCCAAGAGGCCAUCUCCCCCAACAAAAACAAGCAAGUCAUCUAAGAAUAAAACAAAAAUCAAUUGGAAUAAGUCUCCUCACAUUUUCUUUUGGUCUCCUUCUUUAUCUCUCGCCUCCAUAUGAUCUAAUUCCACAUAGAUCAGAGUUUCUCCAUGGCCAUGGAUUCAAGCAAGCUCUUCAACAUCAUCUCAAUCCUGAGAGAAGCCAUUUCCAUCCCCUCCCGGAGCAAAAAGCUCAUGCUCUCUUCCGUGCUUCUUUGCCUCCUUCCAAACUUCCUUCUCUUGAUGAUCAAUUACAUCUCUAUCUACCCCCUGCUCCUCAACUUCCUCAUGAAACUCUAUCUCAUCACGAAAGAGGAUCCCACCACACCGCAGUUUUUCGAUGCGAUCAUCGGGCUAAGGAGCGAUGCAGAAGGCUUUGUUCGAGUCCACAUAUUAUUCACCAUACUCUCUUACAUCAUUACAACCAUCUCCAUGAUGAUGAUCGUUCAUUCAUCUUUGCUAGUUUAUUCUGGAAAACAAUCGACUCUUAACGACGUGUUCAUGAGAUUAAAGUCUACAUGGAUUUAUGUGUUUAUCACUUGCAUCUACUUCUCUGUGCUGUACACAGGCUACGCAGUUCUUUCAGUGUGUUUGAUCACCGUCCCAAUGCUCAGUGCAAAUGGUUCGACAAUUUCUAUUUUGAUUGGCGGACUGUUCGCAAUGUCGGGCAGACUGUUGUCAGUGUAUCUGACAAUGGUUUGGACAGUGGGAGUAGUGGUUUCAGUGGCGGAAGAGGGUUGUUUUGGUUUGGAGGCGAUGUGGAGAGGAGGGGAGAUUGUCAAGGGGAGAAGGCUCGAGGGUUUUCUCAUUGCCUUGAUGUUGUUGUUGGCCGAUGGAGUUUUUACAGGAGGAUAUGGCUUUGUUGGGGCGAAAAAUGCUACUGGAUUUUUGCUAGCGAAUAUUUUGGUGCUCAUGAAGCUGUUUUCUUAUAUGGUUUAUAGUGUUUUUUACUUUGAGUGUAAGAAGGAAGUUAGAGUUGUUGGUAGUAAUGUAGAGAUAUUGCCUUAA